GGUUUGUCACAUCGCUUCUGAUGAUUUCUAAGCUGUUGUACCUCCGUAGGAAUGUCUGUAAUCAUCCAGGAGGUUCCGUAUCAUCGAGUUGGGACCACACCACGCUGUUUGGAUUGCAAAUCACGAACGUGGAGAACAAGCCCCAGGGACCAGGCGCUCCAUGGCAUGGCGAAAGCUCGUAGGCAAACAUUAGCUCCACAAACCAGUAGAAGUAGCAGCAUAUAAGGACGAGUUGAUCGCCGUGUCUCGCCCCGUGUCCCUGCCCUCAUUCAGCAAGCUCAACUCACUUCGAUCGACGAGCCCAAACCGGCCAACGGAAACAGCAACCGCAUUCUUAGGGUUAACCCAGUUCACACCGCAACGCGACCUAGCUCGUCAUCAUGGGAUCCCAAAGCGACCUCAAGCCCAUCAAGGCGUACGGCAAGGGCAGCCCGAACACCGACAAAGUGGUCAUUAUCCUCGAAGAGCUGGGCCUUCCCCACGAGAUCGAGACCGUUCCCUACAGCGACGUAAAGAAGCCCGAGUACCUCGCCAUCAACCCCAACGGCCGCCUGCCAUCCAUCCGGGACCCUAACACCGGCCUCACGCUGUGGGAAUCAGGUGCCAUCCUCCAGUACCUGGUAGACAAGUACGACACCGACCACAAGCUCAGCUUCCCGGCCGGCUCCAACGAGGACUACCUGGCCAAGCAGUGGCUCUUCUUCCAGACCACCGGCCAGGGUCCCUACUAUGGCCAGGCUGUAUGGUUUACCACGUACCACCAGGAGAAGCUGCCGAGCGCGAUCGACCGGUACAUCAACGAGAUCAAGCGGGUUACGGGCGUGAUCGAGGGGCACCUGGCCAGGCAGAAGGAGGAGCAUGGGGCCAAGGAAGGGUUUGAUGGCCCGUGGCUGGUCGGGAACAAGCUGUCGUACGUCGACUUUUCCUUUGCGCCCUGGCAGGCGAUCGCCAAGAGACUGUUUGGAGAAACUGGCCAGUACAACGAGGACGACUACCCGUUUGUGAAGGAGUGGCUGGGGAAGCUGCUCGCACGGGAGUCGGUGAGGAAGGCUUUGGAGUAGAGGCGAGUCGGCAAGAGCUGAGGAUUGGAUCGGGUUUGGAGGACCGUUUGUGUGAUGGAUUGUUCUGGACGAGAUAGUUAAUAGAUGUUGGUCAAUUCACGUGCCUUGCGAGGUCCCAAGGUGAGCGACGCGUCAAACGCUCAGUUGUGUUCGCGCGGCCCAAGUCCCGUCUGCGAGUGCGAGCUUCCUGGAUCAGCAGUUGUCGAAGCCAUGACAUUUCCCUAGUUCUCUUCUAUUCACCGCGGCUCCGGAAAUUGCCAUCCAGACGGAGUACUGUUGAGUCGAGAGAAACAUCUGACCCGCGGUGCAGGUAGCUGAGAAAAC
Thermothelomyces thermophilus ATCC 42464 is the source of this 1385-nucleotide messenger RNA. RefSeq lists its product as uncharacterized. The transcript has a single exon. Bases 381 to 1061 code for a protein of 226 amino acids. Lineage: Eukaryota; Fungi; Ascomycota; Sordariomycetes; Sordariales; Chaetomiaceae. The record is from RefSeq and is a predicted model, not a curated record.